Molecule: messenger RNA, 3081 nt
Organism: Choloepus didactylus (southern two-toed sloth)
Lineage: Eukaryota; Metazoa; Chordata; Mammalia; Pilosa; Megalonychidae
Gene: SYN1
Product: synapsin I
Exons: 13
Coding region: 1-2100 (699 amino acids)
Biological process (GO): neurotransmitter secretion
Cellular component (GO): synaptic vesicle; synaptic vesicle membrane
Molecular function (GO): ATP binding
Source: RefSeq, a predicted model, not a curated record
AUGAACUACCUGCGGCGCCGCCUGUCGGACAGCAACUUCAUGGCCAAUCUGCCAAAUGGGUACAUGACAGACCUGCAGCGCCCGCAGCCGCCCCCGCCGCCGCCCGCUGCCCCUAGCCCGGGAGCCACGCCCGGCCCCGCGACCGCCACUGCUGACAGGGCCUCCGCAGCUGCCCCUGUGGCCUCUCCGGCCGCCCCUAGCCCCGGGUCUUCAGGAGGCGGUGGCUUCUUCUCAUCGUUGUCCAACGCGGUCAAGCAGACCACAGCAGCCGCGGCUGCCACCUUCAGCGAGCAGGUGGGCGGCGGUGCUGGGGGCGCAGGCCGCGGGGGCGCAGCCGCCAGAGUGCUGCUGGUCAUCGACGAGCCGCACACCGACUGGGCAAAAUACUUCAAAGGGAAAAAGAUCCAUGGAGAAAUUGACAUUAAAGUAGAACAGGCCGAGUUCUCUGAUCUUAACCUUGUGGCUCACGCCAAUGGUGGAUUCUCUGUGGACAUGGAAGUUCUUCGGAAUGGGGUGAAGGUUGUGCGGUCUCUGAAGCCGGACUUUGUGCUGAUCCGCCAGCAUGCUUUCAGCAUGGCGCGGAAUGGAGACUACCGCAGUUUGGUCAUUGGGCUGCAGUAUGCCGGAAUCCCCAGUGUUAACUCUUUGCAUUCUGUCUACAACUUCUGUGACAAGCCCUGGGUGUUUGCCCAGAUGGUUCGACUGCACAAGAAACUGGGGACUGAGGAAUUCCCCCUAAUCGAUCAGACCUUCUACCCUAAUCACAAAGAGAUGCUCAGCAGCACAACGUACCCCGUGGUUGUGAAGAUGGGACAUGCACACUCUGGAAUGGGCAAGGUCAAGGUGGACAACCAGCACGACUUCCAGGAUAUCGCAAGUGUCGUGGCACUGACCAAGACAUAUGCCACUGCUGAGCCCUUCAUCGACGCCAAAUAUGAUGUGCGUGUCCAGAAGAUUGGGCAGAACUACAAGGCCUACAUGAGGACAUCAGUGUCAGGGAACUGGAAGACCAACACUGGCUCUGCAAUGCUUGAGCAGAUCGCCAUGUCUGACAGGUACAAGCUGUGGGUAGACACAUGCUCAGAGAUUUUUGGGGGACUGGACAUCUGUGCAGUGGAAGCUCUGCAUGGCAAGGACGGAAGGGAUCACAUCAUUGAGGUGGUGGGCUCCUCCAUGCCACUCAUUGGAGACCACCAGGAUGAAGACAAGCAGCUCAUCGUAGAGCUCGUUGUCAACAAGAUGGCCCAGGCCCUGCCCCGACAGCGGCCGCGGGAUGCCUCCCUGGGCAGGGGCUCCCACAGCCAGACUCCAUCCCCUGGGGCCCUGCCCUUGGGCCGCCAGACCUCCCAGCAGCCCACAGGGCCGCCGGCUCAGCAACGACCCCCACCACAGGGCGGCCCUCCACAGCCGGGGCCCCCGUUGCAGCAGCGCCUGCCCCCGCAGGGCCAGCAGCACCUUUCGGGCCUUGGACCACCAGCUGGCAGCCCCCUGCCCCAGCGCCUACCAAGCCCCACAUCGGCGGCCCAGCAGCCUGUCUCCCAGACCCCACCGCUGACCCAGGGUCAAGGCCGCCAAUCCCGGCCGGUGGCGGGAGGGCCUGGGGCGCCUCCAGCAGCCCGCCCACCUGCCUCUCCCUCGCCCCAGCGUCAGGCAGGUCCCCCACAGGCUACUCGUCAGACAUCUGUCUGUGGUCCGGCUCCUCCGAAGGCCUCAGGGGUCCCACAGGGUGGGCAGCAGCGCCAGGGCCCGCCCCAGAAGCCUCCAGGCCCCACUGGUCCCACGCGCCAGGCCAGCCAGGUGGGCCCUGUGCCCCGCACCGGGCCACCCACCACACAGCAGCCACGGCCCAGCGGCCCGGGCCCUGCUGGACGUCCCACCAAGCCUCAGCUGGCCCAGAAACCCAGCCAGGAUGUGCCGCCACCCGCCACCGCUGCUGCCGGGGGACCCCCGCACCCCCAGCUCAACAAAUCCCAGUCUCUGACCAAUGCCUUCAACCUUCCAGAGCCAGCCCCGCCCAGGCCCAGCCUUAGCCAGGACGAGGUGAAAGCUGAGACCAUCCGCAACCUGAGGAAGUCUUUCGCCAGCCUCUUCUCCGACUGACACCCCACUCUGAGAACCCCUAAAUCCCUCUCUGGGCAACCCCUCUCUGGGCCCUGAAUCCAUUUGUCACUUUUGGAACCUCCAAAUCCCUUGAGAACCAUUCUCCCUGGUUCUCCAAGAUCGCACUUCCCAUUCCUUGAGAUCCCUAAAUCCCUUGAGAAGCCUCAGUCCUGGUCCUAAAUCCACUUCUCACAUUGGGAUCCCCCGGUCCUUUAAAAACCCUACUCCCUGGUCACCUCAGUAUCUCCUUCUUGGUUUUAGAACUUCCAAGUUCCUGAAGACCUCUGCUCCUGGUCCCCCCUGUGUGCGUGCAGUUUUCCUUCCCGGAAGCUCUCAAAUACCAGGCAACCUCUUUGUGGCCCUACCACCCAGUCUCCUCCUGAAGCCCUGAAAUUCCUGGAAAACCCCACUCCUGGUCCCCAAUCUCUUAAGCGUACCUCGUUCCCCCUCAAAAUUUUCCAACUCCUUAAGAAACCCCUCCUUUUGAACCGCUUUCCAUGGAUCUCCUCUCUCUGGAGAGCCACAUCUUCAAAGGCCGCCCCCCAGGCCCAGGAGGAUUUCCGUUCACCCUCCCUCAACCCCAUUCAACACACUUGGGAACUCCUCCCAUUUCUAGGGCCCCUCAGUUCCCCCAGGGACCACCCCCUCCCCAGUCUCCUGCCUCUGACAGCUGUCGUGAAAUAUGCAAACUCCACCCACCCUCCCAGAAUCCUUUGCACAUGGAAGGCCAGUGGUCCCCCACUUCCCCACCUUUGCUGUGAUGUCUGUGUCUGUGACUGACGUGGCCUCCUCUUGUGCCGUGCUUGGCAUAUGUGGUCCUCGUUCACCGUGCCGCCUGUGGUGACACGUGCAGUGAUGCUGUUUGUGUGGUACGCACCUCCCACAACCUCCACUCCCUGCCUGGACUGACCUCAGCCCCUCAGCAGCUCUGAACCCCAAGAGAAGAGUCGGGAAACAAAAUAAACAAGCAAAGUCCUAGCA